UGCAAUAAACCUGCAGAGUCCUGUUGAAUUUUGGGAUAUUUUUUGUCUCAUGGAUCAAUAGGAAGCAUCUAUUGGAGGAGGUUUUGGAGCUCCUCCUCCUCCUCUCAUAUCUGAAUGGACAAAAGCUUUGCCCCUUUGGGUGUCAGGCCUAUAAUGUGGACAUUAGCAGUGCAACAACCUUCACCAUGCGGUUUCUGCCCCAUCGUAGCUCCACAGAUCAGUGGAGCACACACUACUAUGUGCUAUGUUUGUUCCUCCUCAUCAGUUGCUUUGGACCAGCUUCUCCCCUUUAUGCCCCUCCCGCGCCAACAGGUCUCCUCUCUGCUUUCUCUGCCACGCAAACCAGUAGCGUGGUGGGAGGCAAGCAGAAGGCAGUGACCUUCAACAGGCUCGUGGUCAACAUUGGAGGGGAUUUCAAUCCAGACACUGGCCACUUCCGCUGCCGCAUCCCCGGGGCUUACUAUUUCUCCUUCUCUGUGGGAAAAUUUCCCAAAAAAAUGCUCUCUGUCAUCCUGGUGAAGAACGGAGAGGAGGUGCAGGCUAUAGCUUAUGACGACUUCCGCAAGAAAGGGAGAAAAGUUCAGAGCCAAAGUCUCAUGAUCGGUCUGAAGAAAAUGGACAUAGUGUGGUUGCGCUUGCAGCCUAGCCCCCAGUAUGCUUUGUACAGCAAUGCUGGGCCUUACAUCACCUUCUCAGGUUACCUCGUCUAUCCUGAUGCCAUGGCAACCAGCUACAUCAGCAACCACUUGUCUACACCUGCUCUACCCUACCCAAACUGUCCACCUCAGGUCAGAGGCCAGAGAGAGCAGCCACGGUCUGCCUUCUCAGUAGCACGGACAUCAACCCUCAUGGGUCAGAGCAGCUGGACACAAGAAAAGCCACCAAUCACCUUUGAUGUAGAAUACGUCAACAUAGGGGGCCAUUUCAACAAAACCUCUGGCCGCUUCACCUGCCACUUCCCAGGGGUGUACUUCUUCGCUUUCACUGUGGGGAAACACCCUCGUAGGGCUGUUUCAGUGAAGCUGAUGACCGGGAAGGGCGAGGUGCAGGCGAUGGUGUUUGAUGAUGACACAUCAAAGAGACGGGAAAUGCAGAGUCAGAGUUUGUUGCUGUCUCUUAGCAGGGGCGACAGGGUGUGGCUGUACAGUCAACAGGAUGAGCGCUUUGCUGUUUACAGCAACCAGGGCAGGUACACCACGUUCUCAGGCUUCCUGGUUUAUCCAGAUACAGAAACACCUGCCACCAGCCAGGAGGACAGAGGUCACCUAUAAAUGUCUUAAGGUUGUAGCUGGUUUUUGUUCCCAGCCUGCAGCUUAUCUCCACGUCAAUGAGUCAGGUAGAAUUUUUAAUCUGUGGUCAGCAUAGCUUAACAGAUUUCUCUCUCUCUUUCUUUUUGUAACAUUUUAUUUGUUUUUAUUAAACAAUGUUAUUCCAAAAGGUAACAUUUGUUGCCACCAGAUGGUGCUAUGAUACAGCUAAGUGCAAUUUUCUCUCAGAAAAUCUGUGAUACAGUUUGGGUUUCGGUGCACAGAUACAACUAUCUGAGAAUUUUUAGUUUAAAAAAGUGAACGUUGCAUGACAAAAAACCCCUUUGUAAAUGAUGUAAAGUUUAUUCAAAUUUAUGUACUACAAAAAUUAGACUUAGAGUUGCACCAUGUUAAAGUUAUUUAACUUUUAUUUGUAGAAAGAUCUGAUUAAAUGAUUUGUGUGCAUUUUGGGAAAAUGAUAAAUAAAUUUCCUUAAAUGAGUUUUACAAAUGUUCUUUUCUUCUUCUAAAUCAAACAAAUGCUGGUUUGUGGAUGAAAAUGAACCUAAUGGGUAGACACUGUAAUUAAGGAUUUUUAUAACAGAUUAUAACACAGGACUCAACAUCUGAUAAAUCUCUUUCCAAACAUGAAUCCUUAGAUGUUGCCAUUUCUACUUUAGCUUUUAAAGCUUCUGAUUCACAGUACCAUUACCACCAGGAAGAGAAAAGGAGCCAAACAUUCGUCUUAAAUAAUCUUUAUUGGCUAUUAGAAAAUUGGUUAAAACAUGCAAAAAAAAAAAAAAAAAAAAAUCCCUCAGUCACGGCCCUCUAAUUGAGACGCCUUUGGGCAGAUGGCUACCUACAGGCAUAAAUAAGGAAUAAAAAGUCAAUGCUUCUGGAAGAUGUAAAAAUGAAAGAUUAUACAAAUAUGAUCAAGCAAAAAAGGUGACAAUGGGUUUUUUUUGGUUUUGCUUACUCUUUAUUGAAUAACUGCAUCCCAGAUGUUGUGACUAACUAUUAUGAAAACUAUUUCCAGGUAAACCUUUUUUUUCUUGAAAACAUUUAUUCAGGCAGAUCGUAGGAUUCACCCAUUAUCACACUUAAUCUAAGCCUUCCGCUUCUUAGGAGCACCACCUUGGCUUUCCAGUGUUUGUACUUGUUUGACUAAUCACUGUUUUGCAUGAUAUACACAGUUAAAAAAAAAAAA
Molecule: messenger RNA, 2453 nt
Organism: Oreochromis aureus
Lineage: Eukaryota; Metazoa; Chordata; Actinopteri; Cichliformes; Cichlidae
Gene: c1qtnf13
Product: C1q and TNF related 13
Exons: 2
Coding region: 186-1271 (361 amino acids)
Molecular function (GO): protein binding
Source: RefSeq, a predicted model, not a curated record